Racocetra persica is the source of this 179-nucleotide messenger RNA. Lineage: Eukaryota; Fungi; Glomeromycota; Glomeromycetes; Diversisporales; Gigasporaceae. The record is from the annotation of a GenBank genome assembly.
CAGAAUAUUAUACUUUCGCGGUGGAUUGGUGGAGUUUAGGAACCUUGAUUUACGAAAUGAUGUUUGGAAUAACUCCAUUUUGGGCAGAUGACCAGAACAGGAUGUAUCAACGUGUAUUAGAAGAUGAAUUGGAAUUUCCAGAUGAUAUUAUGUAUGAUGCAAUAAGUUUAUUACGAGGC